AGCCCUUCUGGACAGCUCCCGCUCACCCAAACAGAAGACGUCGGCGCCGGAGCGGGCUGGGACAUGGCUAGGCAGCGCGCCGGCCCGAGCGGUGGGGCUCGGUGAUCCCUCCCUCCCUCCCCGCCCCCUCUCCUCUCCCGCACUCUCGCCCUGUUCGCCCCCACCCCCGCCCCCACCCCGGGCGCGCCCGCCCGCAGCCCGGGGCGCACACCGCACGCACGCUCCCCCUCCACACACUCACGCACUCCGGCACCCUCCCCAGCUCCCGUGGCCGAGCUCCGCCACGCGCGCCUUGCUAGCCCGCCGGCCGCCCCCGCCGCCCCCGUGCCCCGAUGGACUGAAUGAAGGCUGCCUACACCGCCUAUCGAUGCCUCACCAAAGAACUAGAAGGCUGCGCCAUGAACCCGGAGCUGACAAUGGAAAGUCUGGGCACUUUACACGGGCCGGCCGGCGGCGGCAGCGGCGGGGGCGGCGGCGGGGGCGGCGGCGGGAGCGGUGGGGGCCCAGGCCAUGAGCAGGAGCUUCUGGCCAGCCCCAGCCCCCACCACGCGGGCCGCGGCGCUGCCGGCUCACUGCGGGGCCCGCCACCGCCGCCAGCGGCUCACCAGGAGCUGGGCACGGCGGCGGCAGCAGCGGCGGCGGCGUCGCGUUCAGCCAUGGUCACUAGCAUGGCUUCAAUCCUGGACGGCGGCGACUACCGGCCCGAGCUUUCCAUCCCGCUCCAUCAUGCCAUGAGCAUGUCCUGCGACUCGUCCCCGCCGGGCAUGGGCAUGAGCAACACCUACACCACGUUGACGCCGCUCCAGCCUCUGCCACCCAUUUCCACCGUGUCGGACAAGUUCCACCACCCACAUCCUCACCACCACCCACACCACCAUCACCACCACCACCACCAGCGCCUGUCGGGCAACGUCAGCGGCAGCUUCACCCUCAUGCGCGACGAGCGCGGGCUCCCGGCCAUGAACAACCUCUACAGUCCCUACAAGGAGAUGCCCGGCAUGAGCCAGAGCCUGUCCCCUCUUGCCGCCACGCCGCUGGGCAACGGGCUGGGUGGCCUCCACAACGCGCAGCAGAGCCUGCCCAACUACGGGCCGCCGGGCCACGACAAAAUGCUCAGCCCCAACUUCGACGCGCACCACACUGCCAUGCUGACCCGCGGUGAGCAGCACCUGUCCCGGGGCUUGGGCACCCCGCCCGCGGCCAUGAUGUCGCACCUCAAUGGCCUGCACCACCCAGGUCACGCUCAGUCCCACGGGCCGGUGCUGGCACCCAGCCGCGAGCGUCCACCCUCAUCCUCGUCGGGCUCCCAAGUGGCCACAUCCGGCCAGCUGGAGGAGAUCAACACCAAAGAGGUGGCCCAGCGCAUCACCGCCGAGCUGAAGCGCUACAGCAUUCCGCAGGCGAUCUUCGCGCAGAGGGUGCUGUGCCGGUCUCAGGGGACUCUCUCCGACCUGCUCCGGAACCCCAAACCGUGGAGUAAACUCAAAUCUGGCAGGGAGACCUUCCGCAGGAUGUGGAAGUGGCUGCAGGAGCCGGAGUUCCAGCGCAUGUCCGCCUUACGCCUGGCAGCAUGCAAGCGCAAAGAGCAAGAACCAAACAAAGACAGGAACAACUCCCAGAAGAAAUCCCGCCUGGUGUUCACGGACCUCCAACGCCGAACACUCUUUGCCAUCUUCAAGGAGAACAAGCGCCCAUCCAAAGAGAUGCAGAUCACCAUUUCCCAGCAGCUGGGCCUGGAGCUCACGACCGUCAGCAACUUCUUCAUGAACGCCCGGCGCCGCAGCCUAGAGAAGUGGCAGGACGACCUGAGCACAGGGGGCUCCUCGUCGGCCGCCAACACCUGUACCAAAGCAUGACGGAAGGACUCUCAGCUGGGCACAAGUCCCCUCCAAACGAGGACAACAGAUUCCAACAGCAAAUACAAAGGAAAAAGACACCGGAUUCUUAGCUGGGGCCCUUCACUGGUGAUUUGAAAGCACAAUUCUCUUGAAAAGAAACUUCUAGCGGUAAUCAUAGGCCAGGUGUUCUUUUUUAUUUUGUUUUUAAUGGCUAUGGAGUCCACACGCAAGCCGAAAAUGAAUCUCGUCGAACCGGACAUUGUCCUCUGAGCAUGCUGAGCGUCUCAGAAGCCCAAAUGGGGCCUUCCUGGAGCAAGUUCGUGUCGGUGUGGUGUCAGCCAAGCUCAGGACUGCUUAAAAUGCCAACAGUCCUCCUUCCUUCCGUCCUGUCAACCUCUUGCAGACCUUGUUCCCAGAUGGAAAGGUGGGAGUUUGGCCUGAGUUUGGGCUCCCAAGAUGCUACAUUAAGAGAAGAAUCUAGCAACCAGAAUGACCUCAUUUGCUUUCUAAGUGCUUAGCCUCAUUUCCACCACCGUACACCAAAGUUCACAGCCAUAACGUAAAGAACAUCAGAGUGGUAAUUACUGAGCACAAGUUUUAAAUAUGGAAGUCAAAAAAAAAUCCAAGGACCUGUUUUUCCAACUCAGGCAUCUUUUCACUGAAUGGUUUUGAAAGCUUUAAGUUGAUCCAGUUUACAGUUUUCUUUAUCUCCUGGAAAUCUCAUGUGGUCUUGGGUCCAUCAAAACAACAAAUCAGUUCACUUGAGCUCAAAGUAUCAAGCACAACGAAGAUAAACAGAGUAGUAAGGAAGGUUUUGGAUUCGCCAUAUCUGGAUUUUCAAGACGCCGAUAGUGAAGUCAUUAGGGAAUCAUUGGGAAUACGACUUCAAGCACAUUUUGCAGUUUGCUACAAAUUCUGUUUGUACAUAAUGCAGACGCACACUCAGGAGGCCAAUUUAACUGUUACGGUACAUGGAGCAAAUGCAGCAUUUAAAAAAGAUCUAGAUUUUUUUAGAUCAUUAACGUAUCCUUCUUGGUUGUUAGUCACCUGGUUCCUCCUAUUGUGCAUUCUGACCGCCUCGUAACUCAUUCUCACUCUUUCAAGAUUUGGGUUUUUCUUUCAUCCAUCCCAUCGGUAGGGAUAUCUUCAGUGUUUUCUAGCAAGAAAAAAAAAUUAAGAAUUCAAGCCACCAUCUAUGUUACCCAUCUAGUCCUAAGUCUCUUCCAUUGUUGAGUCAUCCUAGCAAAACAGCUGAAAUAAACUGGAGAAAACACAGCACACCAAAGAAGCAGAAUACUGCAAACCAAAGACAUUUAUUACUUGCCAUUUUCUAGCCUAAAAAUACUGUGAUUACUUUUAGAAAUCAGAAAACCUCUGCAACUCCGAAUGGCAUUUGGCUCUUGCGUUUGGCUCACCGUCAGGCUGAGCGGACAGGUUAUGCCAAGGACAUUCAGCCAAGCCACCAGGGAGUGGCUCUGCCACACUACUGUGGCUUCUGGCUGUCACCUUCCAACAGCAAGCAGGAGAGCGCCUACAGAACUCUGGGAGGUUGCGAAGGUCACAAUGUGCAUAUUUACCAGUGAAUGGCCCCAAGUGGGCACCGUGGGGGUGUUCAAAGCAAGCCAAACGCUGCAAUGAUUCUUUACAGACACUUGAGACUGACUUUUUUAUGAAUUACUUAAUCGAAACCAAAGAAACUUUUUCUGCACCUACUUCUGCAACAAACAGAACUGUCCCGUGAAGCUGAAUAAAUGAAUACGUAAAUCAGUGAAAAUCACCACCAACAAGAAGGAAGCACGCCAAAAAAACCAACCAUCAAAAAAACAGCGAGACACACUGUGUUCAAACAGACCUCUUGGGACAUUUUUUGGAAGCAGAUUUUAAAGAAAGGGUUGAGACAAGAA
Molecule: messenger RNA, 3742 nt
Organism: Phyllostomus discolor (pale spear-nosed bat)
Lineage: Eukaryota; Metazoa; Chordata; Mammalia; Chiroptera; Phyllostomidae
Gene: ONECUT2
Product: one cut homeobox 2
Exons: 2
Coding region: 342-1856 (504 amino acids)
Biological process (GO): regulation of transcription by RNA polymerase II
Cellular component (GO): nucleus
Molecular function (GO): RNA polymerase II cis-regulatory region sequence-specific DNA binding; DNA-binding transcription factor activity, RNA polymerase II-specific
Source: RefSeq, a predicted model, not a curated record